UAAGAGACAUCACACACACAGUAAUCUGUAGCUUGUCCGUCUUGUUAUGUCGGUCGGGAUAGGGCAACCCAAAAUUAAGUGCCAUCAGCUGCUUGUAAACAAGGAGUGUUAAGUAUUCUUCAAUAUUAGUGCAAUUAGUGCGGAAAAUGAAAAUCGCCGUGAUUCUAAAGAAGCUUCAAAAUGUUUCUUAAUAAAUAUAUGGACGCGAAUUAUGAAGAGGGCAGGUAAGGCUGGCAGUUCUACGAGUAGUGUCGCAGGAGAAAGAUUGGCCGAUUACAGAGGAGAAGCCAAUUCUUCUCAAGGAUUCUCUGUCGGGGGACCACUUCCAAACGAAUUUAUUAGAGGUGAAGGUAUGAACGCACAUUUUAGCGAUAUGCCGGAAUCGGCUGAACAAUCAUCAGCAAUGGGUAUCACAAGAGAUAGUCUGAAAGAGAAGAAAUUCUCUGCAGGUUGCUUGGGAGGUUCUGAUAGUUCUAAACAACCUAAAGUUGUCACUGUGAAACAUCCUGAGUCCAACAAACCAAAGCCAACUGUAAAAAAGAAUAAACCUAUCCAAGCAGACUUAGAUAUUGCUAAGGAAUUCAUUAGAUGUAGAGAUGAAGGUGGUACAAGGUUAGACCUCAGUAAAUCAAACAUCACUAUGUUGCCUCAAACGGUAAGAGAUUUAACUCAUUUAGUAGAAUUUUAUCUUUAUGGUAAUAAGCUUGUCACUCUACCCUCUGAGAUUGGAUGUCUAGUCAAUCUUCACACGCUUGCCCUGAGUGAAAAUUCACUUACUAGCUUGCCAGACGCCUUUGCGUCACUGAAGUCUCUUCGGGUGCUUGAUUUAAGGCACAAUAAGCUAAGUGAAAUUCCAGAUGUGGUUUAUAAACUUACUUCUUUGACUACAUUGUUCCUCCGAUUUAACCGUAUCAGGGUCGUUGGAGAUGACAUAAGAUCCCUGACAAAUCUUACAAUGCUUAGUUUAAGAGAAAACAAAAUCAAGGAACUUCCUGCUGGAAUUGGAAAAUUAAUUAAUAUGAUCACAUUUGAUGUAUCCCAUAAUCAUUUAGAACACCUGCCUGAAAGAAUUGGAAACUGUGUUCAGCUGUCAACUCUUGACUUACAGCAUAAUGAGCUAUUGGAUAUCCCUGAAACUAUUGGAAACUUGCAAGCCUUGACAAGAUUGGGCCUUCGAUACAAUAGAUUGAACUCGGUCCCUAAAUCGUUAAGUAACUGUAAACAUAUGGAUGAAUUCAAUGUGGAAGGGAAUAUGCUUUCUCAGCUGCCCGAUGGACUAUUGUCUAGUCUACGGGAACUGACAAGCAUAACAUUGUCAAGAAACAAUUUUACUUCUUAUCCAUCUGGAGGUCCAGCUCAGUUCACAACAGUGGAUACUAUUAAUUUAGAGCACAAUCAGAUCGACAAGAUUCCGUACGGAAUCUUUUCAAGAGCCAAACAUUUGACUAAGUUAAAUAUGAAAGAAAAUCAACUUACAUCAUUGCCACUUGACCUAGGAAUUUGGGUUAACAUGGUAGAGUUGAAUCUGGGUACAAAUCAACUUGUCAAGAUUCCAGACGACAUCCAAAACUUGCAAAGUCUAGAGGUUUUAAUACUCUCAAAUAAUCUUCUGAAAAAGAUACCUUCAAGUCUUGGUAAUCUCAGGAAACUGCGUGUUUUGGACUUAGAAGAAAACAAGCUUGAAACCAUACCAAAUGAAAUAGGAUACCUUAGAGAUCUUCAGAAAUUAAUCAUGCAGUCUAACCAAUUAAUAACGCUCCCUAGAGCAAUCGGACAUCUCACAAAUUUGGUCCACUUGAAUAUUGGUGAAAACAAUCUAACCUAUCUGCCAGAAGAGAUCGGCACCUUAGAAAAUCUAGAAUCUCUGUAUAUCAAUGAUAACCCAAAUUUGCACAACCUUCCAUUUGAACUAGCUUUGUGUACAAACCUUCAAAUUAUGAGUAUUGACAACUGCCCUCUGUCUCAAAUACCUGCAGAAAUCACAUCAAACGGCCCAUCAUUGGUAAUUAAGUACUUGAAAAUGCAAGGACCUUAUCGCUCAAUGUGAAAUAACACAUUUUUCAGUACUUUGUUGUAAUUUAGUGAGAGAGUACUGCAUGUUAUGUUACUGCUACAAGUAAGCUUGUCUACAUUUUGCUAGAUGAGUAAUAUUUAUAUUUAUUAUAAAUGUAUCGCAAGCUUCAUUUAACUUGAUUUUUUAUAUCAUCAUUACAUUUAAUAGUUAUUAGCCUCUCAGUCUAGGUUACAUAAUCCUAUAGUCAGGGUAUUAGUAUAUUGCCAUGUCAAAGGUUAUUAUCGCCUUGCGGGCAUUAUUUAUUUUUAAGUAACGUACAAAUUAUGUCAUGUCCGCACAGGCUGCUGUAAUUUUCAAGCCUAUAAAUGUUAAUUUAGUGCUGUAUGAUAAAUGGAUAACCAUAGAAAUUAAAUGAAGUUGUGAACCGUCUACAUGAUUAGACUGAAAAUGAACAUUGCCAAUUUAUCUGUACUUUUCCAGCAGUAAAUAAGUAAAAAAAAAACUAAAUGAAGGAAGUCAUUAUUAAAAAAGUGAACUAGAACUAAUAAAUACCACCACUGACGUGAUGUGAGUUUUCUAAUUUGGCUCAUAACAGUAACAUACAUUGUAAAUUUAUAGGCCUAGUUAUAAUCUGUAAACGCUGAGGAAUCAGUGGUCAAGUUCUUUUAAUUUACAUAGUUUGGUGUCAUUAACUUAUUAUUUCUACCUACUUAUAUUUAGUGCUAACAAGUGAUGUCAUUAAAACACUCCAAACGUGAAGAAAACUUAAUACAAAUUUUGGUAAUCCAAGAAGAAAGAAUCAAUGAAAAUGAGAUACAAAAAAUGGGAAUCAAAGUUGCCGUUUCAUCACUACCAGGUUUAAAGGAAGUAAAACUGAUAUGAUUUCAUCCAAAGUGGAGAAAUAUAUGAAAAUCUCAGUGAAAGAACCACAGCAACGUCAGCAGUGCACCUUCAGUUACCGACCUGAGGCAGUUCCUUCGAUCUCUUAGUUCAACAAAGUCUUCCAAAACACAUAAUUGUGUAUGCAUUUUAGUUCUAGAUUAUAAUCCUGCUGUAUUUAGUAUUCAACCAAGUAUUGAUUGAUUACCUUUAUGAGUUUUUGUUAGUUCAGUGACACUUUUAUUUCUAGAGCCAAACUGAUUUAUUAUGUGUUAAUGUUGUGCAGUUGAGUGGCUUAAUUGUAAAAGUAUUUAUCCAAUCGGUCAUAUUACGACUAAGUGCAUGGGUCCAUUUGAGAAAAUUGUGUUUAUAUCUGUUUAUAUUUGUUGGAUGUAAAAAUGUAUACCUGUAUUGGUGUUGACGAUAACACUCUCCAACUUUUUGCUCCAAACUUCGUUAAACGCUUUAUGAAAAUAUUUUCUGCUAUUUUCAGCCUUUUUUAAAAGUGAAUGCAGAGAUAGUGUAAUCAAAUUUUAACGCUUAGUGAAAAUAUUUUCUGCUAUUUUCAGCCUUUUUUAUAGUGAUUGCAGAUAAACUGUAAUUGAAUUUUGUUAUUGUUAAGUUGGUAGUGUGUUGGAAGUGUGUUUCUAUCCCUGUACAUGUCUUGUUGACUUAAGGGUAAGCCGUAUUGUACAUAAAAUACAAAUGGAAAAUUCUUGUUGAAUUAGAAAUUGAAUAAAACCCUUACGCUUAUUCUUGGAAAUGAGUAGUUCAUAAGGUGUUAGGUGUAUUUUUGUCUUGUUAGCUGUCUUUGAUGGUUAAUUGUAGCAAAUAUUUUGCAAUAGUUAUGCAUAUUGAUGUUCAUCCUUAAAAUUCUUAAUGUUUUAUUCUGUUACAAACUUGUUGAACAUUACCUUUGUGACACAUUGUUUUGUUUUGAAACCAAAAUUAAUGUUGUUCAAUCGUCAAAUGUUAAAUUUAUAAUUGUGAAAUGGUAUUUUUGGUCGCUGUAGUAGUAUUUUUAAGGUGCUUAAUAAUCGUCUGAUCUAUGAAUCCACAAUGAAUUAUAGUUUUCCGAGUCAUCUGGAAAACAGCUGCUGCAACAACUUAGCAAAUAUGUUUUAUUCCAGUUUAAAUAAAUGUAAAUUUAAUUGUUGAGUGCCAUGUUUGUAGUGAUUAUUCGUGUAAACAAUCAGAAACUCUGACACAAUUGAUGAGUGUUUAAAAUUAUUGGCGUGUUGUUUUAUUUAUAAAACGCAAUACUUGGCUUAUUAAUACUUUGAUAUCUAUUGAAUUUAUUGUUAACAAUAUUCUGUUAUAAAGUUUUAUUUACACACCAAAUCAACAGACGUGUUGUUAUAAUAUUCAAAGUUCCAUUUUAAAACUGUUACUUUUAUUUAUUACACAUCAUAUGUUGCCUUUUUUAAAUUUAUCAAAACGGGUAGCCAUUUUUUUAACUGUUUGUUGAAAAUUGUUGUUAACAACUAAGCUUGUAUAUGUAUUGUUGUAUAUUGCUUUAUAGAUGUUAUUACGUGUAGUGUCAUAAUUUUUAGCUCAUCUUAAAGUUUAUCCUCGUAUUUACUUUUUCAUGUGUUAAGGACCAUAGGAUUAAAAUGAUCAUCAAGGUACUGCUUUCAAAUGAUAUUUUAUUAAAUCUGUUUUGAAUUAUUGUGAAAAACUGAUAUGAAAGGAAAACUGAUAGUACAAGUCCAAACUGUAAAUUUCAUAAAGAAAUCUUUUCCGUGAUGGGGAGUACUACUGUAAGGUAAGUAGGUUCAAUUUAAUAAUAAUUUGUUAGGAAAAGUACAAAAAUGUAUAAUAAAAGUGUACAAAUCAAACAUAUUUUUAUUUCAUAUUUUCUAAUAUACCUUAAUGUACGAUUAAAAUUAAUAGAAAUAAUGUUUUAAAGUAAAGAUUUCAGUUUGAGGUGCAAUCUUUUCUAUCAAUUGAGUACCAUAAUAGGAAGUAAUGUUUAUGUAUUAUGUAUAAUAAAAUAUAGUACUGUUGGAUUACAUGUAAUACAGAUCCGUUAAGGUGUUGUAUGUAAUUAAUGUGCAAUGUUAUAUACCAUACUAUUUAUAUUAGCUUGAGAUUAUUCAAUAUUUCAAGCAACAUCGUUCAAUUAAACUUGUUUUAUAGAAUUUUUUACUGUUUGUAUGAAUUUUUUCCCUUAAGAUCUAAGCUACUUGCCAUUUUGUAUACAUAGGCCUACAGUGUGAAUUAUUUCUAUUCUUAUUCUACAGUUUUAAACAAUACUUUGGAAAGUGCAAUGAUGCUGUUCACAUUUCCUUCUGCAAAGGUGACAUCUGAUAGUAUUUUUGUAUUCAAUAUUGAAGUGUUGGGUAAUGUACUGCGUUUCUAGAAUCGAAUUCAAAUUGGUCUUAUGUAUGUUAGUUUCCUCCAGCAAUGUCAAUAUGUUGUAAUUUUGGAAAUAAAUGUCAAUAAAUCACUCCCUGUCAUGUUGUUUUCAUACCAUGGGCUAAACAGUGUUGGGGUAUGAAUUGUAACAUUGUAGAAUUGGAGGGAGCCUAUUGAGAAAUGACUAUCCUCACAACUACAAUAUCAUCUCAAAGUUUUGAAAACUUCCAACUUACGAAUUAGUGAAACAAUUUAUUGAAUGGACUUAUAAACUGAAGAGAUCAUAUGAAUGUUUUUUUCAUUCAGUUGUAAAAAACUAAGUAAAUUUGUGAUUUAAAAGAGCCUGGCUAUUGACAAUAUUGCUUUAUACUUUAAGAAUGAUUCAGUACUAAACCAUUGUCCCUUACUUUUCUCUCACAGUUUUGAAAAAUAGGAUUUAUACGCAUAAAAGUGAUAUUGGCUUUUUGUUUAAUUUUUAUAUGUAUAUUUUUUAGCUUUGUUUUUUGGAGCUAAGCUUUUGAAUGGAAAAAUUGGAAAUUUUAGUAUUGAAUUAUGUGAAUUAAAAUGUCAAGUAAAACUAAAAACCAAUGGCGUGCAUAUAUUAUACAUUUCACAUGAGACAUUAAAAAAAAAUUAACAAACAGAAUCGUUGAGAAAAAUGGUGUAAAGUUUAGCAUGGAUCUUACAGGAUAAAAAUCAAGAUGACCUUGAAAAUAUCUGGCUCUUUAAAACGUGUUAUCAGAGUUUCCAAACUGUUUGAUUAUUUAAAAGAAUCUUUAGGAUGUGACCAGCCAGAUAGUUCUUAUAAUUCAUGCACAUACAUUUUAUUUUCUGUGGAGCAUUAAGAUAUUUAUCAUGUGUAAACUUGAAGCCAAGUGCUCCAAAACACUUGUUACACAAGGUUCUGUAACACACAUCAGUCAGAAAAACUUCAUUAUAAUUUUCACUAUUAAUCCAGCAUACUCUUGAAUAUUUAGUUAUAAAAUCUAAUUGAUUUUGAUUAGUCAUAAAAUCAUUUACCUUAACACUUAAAAAAAAAUCUGGAAAUGCAAAUUUAUUUCAGAUUCAAAAACUUAAAACCGAUAAGGAUGAUACUCUGUGCAUGAUACAUUCAAGAAGUACCAAGAUUUCAGAAAUAGCUUCUAUUUAAAUUGUAUAGUACUAAUAAAACAGCCAGUGUAGUGGGCAGUGUUGUUUAUUUAUAAAUCUUGUUUGUAAAAAAAGAACAAUAUUCUAAAGAUUGUGAAAUAACCGGUUUAAUAUAACUGUCAACAUUAGAUCAGUGUAUUUCAGACACACCAUAUCAUGUAGUAAUGCUCCAAUCAGAAAACACCACUCAAGUUUGUCAGAGUCUAUUGAGAAAAAGAUUACCAUUUCCGUGUGAUGUAAAGAAUGGGUUCCGUGUUCAGUGGUCUUACAGAAGACACGAUAUUGGGAAUUAAGAAGUGGGAAGUCACAGCAUUUCAAUGUGAUGUGUGUAUAUGUAAUAUAAAUAUAAUUAAUAUUAGUGCAAAAGUUAUAUUUCAAUUCAAACUAAAUAGAUUUUGGAAAGUAAUACUAAAGUAGUAAUUGGAAUAUGACUGUGCACUUAUUAAGAUAAUAUUAGUAAAAAAUAUCAGUCUAAAACAUAUUUUUUUUUUUCUUUUUAGGUACACAAUUCAAGUUAGGAUCUAACUAAUUAAACAAAACCAAUCUGUCUCAUGAGAAAAAUGUAGUAAAAGGAAUAUAGUAAUUAGAUUGGACAGUAUAAUUGUUUCAUCAUUUGAAGAACCACGGAAUAUAGCAGUUAAAUUCACAGGCAAUUAUGAUUGUCAUCCUAUAUUAGUAAUUACCUCUGGCUUAGCUACCGAUUUCCUGCUGAACAAUAAUAGGGACUUCAUAAGCAUCAUUAAUGGCAUACAAACAAACCACUACUGAUAUAAGCGAUGGUUACUGGGAAACGAUCCAAACUCCACAUCCGUUUUAGAAUAAUUCAACUUGCAGCUUAAGAUGAUGCUAUCAAUUUUGGGUUAGGAAAAUAUUUGUUUUUGUCUAAUUAAUAGCACUUUUAAGAUAUUUUUCUUGAAUACAGAAUAAGUUUUUUUUAUCAUUUCACGUAAAAUAAUAGGCAUUCGAAGUAGGAAAUUUAAGCAAUUUUUUAAUCAGGCCGUAAUAAAAAUGGCUGAAGAUAAAAAUGUGAACAUUUCACUGUAUAUACAUGAGUUACACCUUCAGGAAGUAACAUGAUUUUUAAUACUCUUUUUUAACAGAAUAAAGUUAAAAAAAAAAAUAAAACAUUUGUGUUAAAAUUUCUGCAACACUACCUAUUAGAACACAAUAUUUUUGGUGUAUUACUUUAACAUUUUUUCAAACAAAAUAUUUUUAAUGCUAGACUACUCUAAUAUAUAAAAAAUCAAAUAAAAGUAUGAGUGUUUUUUACAAUCAAUAUUAUUAACUCAACACUCUUAUAACAACAAAACACUCAAGUAUGAAACAAUAGUUUUCAACACACCAUUGUUAUGCAUAAAACAUGGGGUCGAGGGAGUUGUUGAGGCUAUAUAAAAUAAUAUGAACAAAACCGUUACAAUCUAUUAAUCUUUGUUUUCAGUAAAAAAAUUCUUGUUUAAAACGGACUUAUGAGUAUAUCAUAGUAUUAAGUUGCCUAAGAACUUAAUACAAAAUUAUUUUUUGGUAGAAUAACAACUUUAGGUUUUCUUGAAUUGUAUGAUUUUAUUAACAUGGUAAAAGUUUUGUAUUCUAACAAUAAACAGUUUCAUACACAAAUAUAUAUAUAAAUUGCGUUCAUUAAUAAGGCACAAAGAUAACGUCUUGAAGACUACAAUUUUGAAGUUAGCUGUGGUACAUAAAAAGUUUAGGGUGUAAUAAUAAGUAAAAGAGCGUAUCUAUAAACGAGCCAAAUCCCAACCAGGGACAAGUGCAACAUUGCCAGGUCUAAUGAUUCAGCCUUCAAUUCAAUUUAUUUCAAUCUUUAUUCAUAAUUCCACAAUACAAUUGGUACACUGAAUUAUGUCAAUUAUUAAUAAUUAAUAUUAAGAACUAAAACAGAAGUCUUAACACCAAGUCAUAUCUGCGAUUAUUUUUAGGAAGGGACUGGGAAAAAUUUAUGUAAUCGAUACUUACAAGGAUAAUACUCAUGAAACAUUGAGCGUUUCAGUUCUAACACUACAUUAAAUAAGUAUACUUUCAUAAUUAUGUUAGAAAUUUGUUUAUAAAGAAAAUGUAUGAGAAAUGUCAAAGUUCUCAGUUUCAUUUAGUAAAAUAUUCUUCUAUCAAGUGUAGUGGUAAUAUUGAGGAAUCAGUUUAAAACUUAACUGCACUUUGCUAAUUUUUUAUAAUAUUAGGUAAUUUGUUAUAAAAUUUCCCUAUGCUUGGUGUCUUCAUGUAUUAAAACAAAUAUUUUCUCAAUAUUAUUAAAUUUAUUUCUUGAUGUGUAAUUGUAUAAAGCUGCUGAAAAACUGUUUUAAACAUUUAGCGUCUUAAUUGUGGAAAUCUGACAAGAACCAAGAUACUUUGAAUGACAAUUUUUAUCACGUUCAGAAUUGUUAAAACAUUAAAGUUACAAUUAGGAUCCCACAUGAUUCCUAUUUUCGACGCAUUAGGCAUUUUGGGAUUUUACAAAACAUAAACUUUCCACGUAAACUACUGUAUACACAUUUAUUUACUUACUGGCUAUUGAAACGAUGUUUCUGAAAGGAAUACGCCCUUUUCUUUAACAACACUCAUGAUCGUGUAGAACGUAAACUCGACAAGGAAUUUUUACAAACAUAGCCAUUUAGAUAUGUUCAAGACAAGUUAUUUUUGCACGCUUUUAUUACCAGUUUUGGAAAACUGCAAUAUAACUCUGUUAACUCUCCAAUCUUCAUAAAUAUUAAAUACCGGGGCUUGAAAAUUGAAAAUAUUUGCUUGCUAUUAUGUGUAGUACAAUGGUGCUCGAAAGUAUCCAUAUUUGAACCCUCGAUGGUCGGGUGGUACCUGAUGCAGUGGGGAGGGGGAGGGUUUGGGUGCAAAAAUGGUGUCUUAUUUUAAUGACUAUCACAGAUUCUACAGAUGUUUCAAAAAAGAUCUUAAGUUUAUCAUGAUUCUGUGUUUUGAUGCAGUAGUAACAUUUUAAUAUUCAUUAUGCUGUAUCAUGGAUCUGUACAUGAAAUAUUAAUGAUAUACAUUAAUAGGUAAUAAAUAAUUUCAAAUCUGUCUCUGUUUUCUGAGGAAGGCCUUGAGAAUUUAUUAUGAUUCAUAAGAUGGAUUAAUACAUCUAAAGCUAAAAACACUUAAAUGUCUAGUCUUGACAGUCAGGGGACAAAGUAAAACAUACCUAAUACUUACAAGGAUAAUACAGCAUGAAACAUGGAGAAUUUCAGUACUGACACUACAUUUAAUGAUUAUACGUUCAUAAUUGUGUUUUCAAUUUGUUUAUAAUGAAAAUAAGGAUGAAAAAUUUUGAAAUUUUCACUUCGAUUUCAUUCAGGACAGAGUCACAAAAGGUAGAAGGAAAUGUGGACAAUAAUUAUGCUCUAAUUGAUCAAUGUUGUUGGGAUUUUCUCUUGAUCGUCUAUUUUUAUAACAUUAUUUAAUGUUUAAAGGCUAGUGAAGUUGAGCCUUACCCUAGUGUUAUUUUAUAACGAUUCAUGGAAUAUACAUGCAAACUUGUUAUAAGUUUUAAAAUUAUCUUGUUAUUGCUUAAUGUGAGGCACAAAUUUAAAAUGAAGUAAUGCUAGAUCAGAUAACCUGCAAUCUGGUCCAGGUUGAGUUCAACAAGCACAUCAUUGUAUAAGUAAAGGAAACCUGAUCUCUUAUUGUUUAUCUAAUUUAUACUUGCAUUGUAACUAUUUCGAGUGCAUUGUAACCAUGUAUUAUCCCUCCUAUUCCCAACCCAUAACUAACAAUUCCAGCCUAGUUCAGUUAUUCUCUACCAUUCACUGAUACUGCUUGGGUAGGAGUUUAACUAGAAAUAAUUGUGCAGCAAUAAUACAUAUUCUGUUAAAUUUCUGUUGAUAUGUGAUCAUUGAAAUAUGCAACAGUAUGACUAUAUUUGAUAACUUGUGUACCAAAUUUAAUUUCUAUCUCCCUCGAAGCUUGCUUUACGACAUAAUUAUAUAUGGUAUUAGUAAGCAAUAUUUUAAUAAACUUAUGUUUUGUCAAUAAGCCUAAUUGAGGUUGUAGGAUGUACAAGUUGGAAAGGUGGAGGUAAAAGGAGGGUCAGAUAAAGAUGGUUUCUUGGAUACAUUAGGAGGUGCUUCCCAGUGGGAUCCAGGCUGUUUCUUCUAUCUGUCAAGAUUUAUGAGUGUGCUACCAUUUUGAUAAUUUUUUUUGCAUUUCCCAGCUGUUGUAAAUUUGAAAUCUGUUGUUAUAAAAUAUUUUGGAGGGUGAUGAACAUUGGCAUUGAUGUAGUAGAGGAAAGUUUUAAGAGCUUAUUUCCUUUUCUUUUGUUAAGAUCAAAGUCACCUGACACAGUAAAGUUUUAAAUAUCAUAAGGAAAGGUAACAUGGCUGGAGAAUUUUGCCGAAAACCCAAGAAACUGGAAUCUUAUUAACCUCUGUGCAGCUAAUGUCCCAGAUCACAGCCCAGUGCGAUGACCUUUUUAUGCCCUUCGUCAGGACGGUAUAUUCAGAUGACCUUUCAUUUCAAUUAUCGCCUGCUGUUUGGGAUUAUCAUUACAGACUUAUAGACAGAUUCACAGUCUGAUACAGGUUCAUCAUCUCAUCCAAUCGGUUAACACUGUUUGAAUGCUGAGAAGCAAGUACAAAAACUAUUACCUCCUCCAAAGGUUCUAAUGUUUUAGUUACCAAAUAUAUAAAUAAUCUUUAUUUGUCAUAUGAACUCUUACGAGUUAUUAAAAAAAGUUGACAGUACAGCCAGCUGAGACUUGUCAACAAAGUUCUUCAGACUUAACAAGUUUAUUAAAUAAAAUAAACAUACUUUAAGUGUAGGGUGUUUACAAUCCUAUAACUUAAACAUAAUGGUUUACAGCUGUUAAAAAUGUAUAUUUGACACAUUGAAAAACUCAUCCAGUGAAUAUAAAGGCAUAGCAAGAGCCAGUUGUAAAAUUUAAUUUUAAAAGUAACUAUAGGCUUCACCCAUUAUAUCAAAAUUAUAUCCUUCAUUCCAUACAGAAGGCUCCUCCGAAUACCCCCUAUAAUUAUUACAAACUAACUUGUCAGGUUUAUUGUAUGAGAAGGUUUAUUGUACGUUUGUAUAAUAGAAGUUUAACUAUAUUCUAGUGAUGACAUUUUAAACUAUUUGCAACAUUCUUGUCCAUUCUUGUCGGUACAAGACAAAUAAAACCUAUGGUCGUUGACAUAACAACUGAUGGUCGUACAGAAAGUCAACAAUCAUGGCUGGUGCCGCAAAUGAAACCCUUCCAAAUUCUCCCAAUAAUAACAAACUGGCUAUUGUAUAAUUGUUUGCUAGAGGUAAUUAUUAAAUAGUAGCCUCCACAUCACUGGGAAACCCUUCCAAAUUCUCCCAAUAAUAACAAACUGGCUAUUGUAUAAUUGUUUGCUAGAGGUAAUUAUUAAAUAGUAGCCUCCACAUCACUGGGAAACCCUUCCAAAUUCUCCCAAUAAUAACAAACUGGCUAUUGUAUAAUUGUUUGCUAGAGGUAAUUAUUAAAUAGUAGCCUCCACAUCACUGGGAAACCCUUCCCAAUUCUCCCAAUAAUAACAAACUGGCUAUUGUAUAAUUGUUUGCUAGAGGUAAUUAUUAAAUAGUAGCCGCCACAUCACUGGGAAACCCUUCCAAAUUCUCCCAAUAAUAACAAACUGGCUAUUGUACAAUUGUUUGCUAGAGGUAAUUAUUAAAUAGUAGCCUCCACACCACUGGGAAGCCCCUACCAACUACAAACUGACUAGUCACAUGUAUUGUACAAGAUAAUUGUCUGCUAGGAGUACAUAUAAAAUCAAAGCCUUCACACCACAAGGAAAAACCUCUUCCAAUAACAAUGACCUGGCUGGUCAGAUUUAUUGUAUAAUCAUCUGCUGGAGGUACACCUUGAAAGUGUGGUGUGAUUGGCGAGUUUAACUCUAGAGGAGUGCAAGGUUAAUACUGUGAGUUGUAUAACUACCUCAAAAACUGUGUAUGACAAAUAAAUAUUUUAAUUAAAUUUAAUUUUCUGUAAAAUAGCUAAUUAAAUUAAGUAUAUUGUUUUAAGCCUUUUGUAAAAACCAAAAUAUGAUUACAUUGAUCAAAAUAUCAGAGGAAGUUUGUUGAGAACUGUAUUUAAUUCUAUAGGCCUUAUCUUUUGUUUCUAUGUGAAAUGUAAGUCUAUUGUGUCAAACUAUAUAAAUGUGUAGUUUCAAAAUCAUGUUGUUUGGUUUGAAUUUAAGUUUAAUUCCACAUUUCUUUUAUUCAAACUAGUUUUUGCUUUGAGCACUUUUAAAAUAGUAACUUUUUGAAACUGCCCCCUUAUUUGGUUUUAGAGUUGCUAAUUACUUCUAUUUUUUUCUACCAUUUAGAUGUAAGUUUACAUUAUUUUACUGUAAUCACAAAUACCUGUCCAGUUGUAUAAGAAAAUAUGUAAAAAAUAAAUGAACAUUUAAUAACUA
This is a messenger RNA of Homalodisca vitripennis (glassy-winged sharpshooter), 12792 nucleotides long. RefSeq names its product leucine-rich repeat protein soc-2 homolog. The record is from RefSeq and is a predicted model, not a curated record. The transcript is spliced from 3 exons. Gene Ontology annotation, molecular function: protein binding. The coding region runs from base 212 to 2047 and encodes 611 amino acids. NCBI's taxonomy places the organism in Eukaryota, Metazoa, Arthropoda, Insecta, Hemiptera, Cicadellidae.